AUUACUUGUCACAAAUUUGACGAAUUAGCAUUUUUAAAACUGUAUGGAACGAAAUGAAUGAAUCCACGACAAGUGACUGCAGCACACCCAAGACACAAAUACCUAUUAAAGGGAUUCUUAGACAGACCAGGGAAAGUGUAACUGAGAUCUUUACCAAGUACCGCCAAAAAGUGGGCAAUGGAGCUCUCCAGGCGGUUCAGAGGGUCAGAACUUCCCAACAAUUGAGUCUUAUAAAGCCAAGCUUGCGUUGUGAAACCAAACGACAACGCUUCUUUAAAGGAUAUGGUUGCGAAGAGGUGGCCACUGUGUGCCUUUUGGUGGUCAUUCUGUUGAUGCUCUUGUUUGGACUCUACCUGGCCAGGAACUACAAUCACGCCUUUAUCUAUGGAAAUGGCGGAUGCCUUUCGACGUUUUUGUGGACAUACGAUGAAUGCCAAAUAAUUACAUAGGCACAAACGGUUUUGUUUGUAUAUGAACUUUAUUGAUGCUCAAUUGGUUGUGGCCAAUAAACUGAUAGCCACUCAUGGAGCUCCCUUUUCAGCCAAAAUGUCAAAGCUUAAUUGCAUCAAUUUUACAAUUUUAAACAGUCCACCACUCAGACAAAAAGGGGUGACCUCCGCACCUUUAGCUAAUUAGGCCGUUGGCAGAGUGGCUCUUUUUUUUCACCGAUGGGGGGCGCUGCCAAUCAUCAAGCUGUUUAAAUAAUAAAUCACUUUAAAAUUAGUUUGCCAACUUGUGCAAGUUGAGC
This is a messenger RNA of Drosophila mauritiana, 748 nucleotides long. RefSeq lists its product as uncharacterized. The record is from RefSeq and is a predicted model, not a curated record. The coding region runs from base 54 to 449 and encodes 131 amino acids. The transcript has 2 exons. Lineage: Eukaryota; Metazoa; Arthropoda; Insecta; Diptera; Drosophilidae.